Molecule: messenger RNA, 1230 nt
Organism: Penicillium alfredii
Lineage: Eukaryota; Fungi; Ascomycota; Eurotiomycetes; Eurotiales; Aspergillaceae
Exons: 5
Coding region: 1-1230 (409 amino acids)
Source: RefSeq, a predicted model, not a curated record
AUGGCCACCACUCAAGUCCAUCGACUCGGCCAGGAAUUGAAGAUCGUGGAUCAGGUCUUUGAGCCGCAGAUCAUCACACUUUCUGCACUUCUGCGAGUGCGGGAUUCUUCCAUCGGGAAAGAAAUCGUCCCUGGCGCGUCCGACACGCGAACCAAAUCGCUCGCCCUCGAGUUGCCUUCACUUGGCCGGUUCGUGAGUCGCGUGGGCCAAAAUAUACAGUCUGUCAAGAGUCGGCUAUGGAAAGGCAUCAUUCCUCUAUCGGAGCAGCGAUGGCUCGAGAAAGGACUCAAUGAACCGGCCCAGUUUGACAUGGCCUGUCAACACGUGUCCGCUGUGCUCGCCGCAUUUGAGUAUCUCAACCAACCGCCGGUCGCGAAGAGUCUCCGUGACGCUUUCAAGCUCGUUUGGAAGCAUUGGAGCCAAGCUGCGCUGCCAAUGGCGGACUAUGCGAUUUGGCUGGACAUGCAUGUGUACCACGGUCGCAAUGCGCCCUUGCCUGGACUGCGAGGGUCGGCACUGCGGACGCCUGAUUUUGUUCAGCGGCAAAGACUGUACGUGGAGAGAUUGAGGCAGUUGACGCGCCUCGCCAUCUACGAGAGCACCGCGGGUGGCCGUGGAGACUUGCCCUAUACCCUGCACCAGACGGCUCUUGACCAGAUUGCCAGCCAAAACCAGUUGCGGAGGGAGCUUCGUGCCCUGUCGCCCAUCCGGGGAUACGGUCUGGUUAUCUACCGUCUCACGCACUCGCAGAGCAAUACAGAAUGGCCGGCCUUUGUAGAGAAGCUGGAGGCGCAUGUCGCGGACUGGGGAAGAGGACAAACUGGCUGCAAGGCGAUCCAGCCCUAUUUGAAGCUGCAUUGGCUGGAUGGAGAGGCCCUCGGAAUCUCCGAAGGCGAUUGUGAGGCUGCUAGAAAAUCCACGACGGCUGUGUCACUUCAUACACAAACAAGUCAUAUUCAGCCGCCACCGAUAUGGUGCCUACCCGGCGACUUUGCUGGCUUUGUUCUUACAAUUGACGCUACAUAUAAGGUCGAAAAGAGCCACCAGGAAUCAGAAGCAUCACCCGAAUAUCCUGGCCAGAUGCGCAUUCUUGUGAAUUUGGUCUGGGGUGACCUCCAUGCUCUACUCAGAACUCAAAGCUCUUCACUCGAAAGCCUGUGGCCUCUUGCUCGGGAGCAUCCCAACUAUGUCUACGUUGGUCCCACGGUGCCGUUGCAGUUAUGCAGUUAA